Molecule: messenger RNA, 5289 nt
Organism: Solea senegalensis (Senegalese sole)
Lineage: Eukaryota; Metazoa; Chordata; Actinopteri; Pleuronectiformes; Soleidae
Product: segment polarity protein dishevelled homolog DVL-3-like
Exons: 19
Coding region: 141-2027 (628 amino acids)
Biological process (GO): intracellular signal transduction; canonical Wnt signaling pathway
Cellular component (GO): cytosol
Molecular function (GO): frizzled binding
Source: RefSeq, a predicted model, not a curated record
GAGACUGAGCAUCUUUGCACAGAAGCAUCUGGAACCAGAGAGAGACCGGGGGAAGACCGAGAGAAACAGGUGUGUCCCCAUCCUCCUCACCUCUUUUCUCCUCUGCCGGGCAACACCGGGGAACCCCGGGGAACCCCGGCAUGGCAGAGGAGACUCGGGUCAUCUACCACCUGGAGGACCAGGAGACCCCGUAUCUGAUCCGAAUCAACGUGCCCGCACAGUACGUCACUCUGGCGGACUUCAAACAGGUGCUGAACAAAAACAACGUGAGGUUUUUCUUCAAGUCCGUGGACGACGACUUCGGGGUGGUCAAAGAGGAGAUCAGUGAUGAUGAUGUCAGGCUGCCCUGUGUCAACGGACGAGUCGUCUGCUGGGUGGUGUCCUCAGAUUCCUGUCAGUCAGAUAUUCAGUCAUUGAGCACGCCCACCAGCUUGGCCCCGCCCCCAAUCGAGCGGACAGGUGGGAUUGGACACUCCAGACCGCCCUCCUUCCACGCUGCAGCCACCAGCGGCCAUGACGGGUCAGAGGUCACACCUGUCACUUCACCACCAGAAAGGAGUGAGAGAGAGGGCAGUGACCGAAGUGAGCGUGUGAAUGGCCACACCCACCAACCAGCUGAUCAGAAUGGAGCGGGGCCAGCAGGUUCAGGUGACAGCUCAUCGACGCAACUGAGCAGCGAGUUAGAGACGACAAGUUUUUGCUCAUCUGAAGAUGACUCAGGAGGAAGGUUCAGCCAAUCAACAGAGCGGAGCAACUCUUCUCCACACCUUGCCAGACGACAACGCCGGCGUCACCGGAAACCCAAAGCGCAACAGAUGGAGCGGUCUGUGUCUCUCAGCAGUGUCACUGACUCCACCAUGUCUCUCAACAUCACCACUGUCGCUCUGAAUAUGGACAGGUAUAACUUCCUGGGCAUCAGUAUUGUUGGUCAGAGUAACGACAGAGGAGACGGAGGAAUCUACAUCGGCUCCAUCAUGAAGGGCGGAGCUGUGGCGGCAGAUGGACGCAUUGAGCCUGGAGACAUGUUACUACAGGUGAAUGACGUCAACUUUGAAAACAUGAGCAAUGACGACGCAGUGAGAGUCCUGAGAGAUGUCGUUCACCAACCAGGUGAGGUGAUGUUAACAGUGGCCAAGUGUUGGGAUCCAAAUCCACGAAGCUGCUUCACGCUGCCAAGAAAAGGUGAACCGGUGCGUCCCAUUGACCCAGCUGCCUGGGUGUCUCACACCGCUGCAAUGACAGGGAGGCUCCUUCCACACUACGAUGGCCCGGACGAAAAACACCUCAACAUCCACAGUGACAUCACAGCUGUCGUCAAGGCGAUGGCCAAUCCAGAGUCAGGACUGGAGGUCCGGGACAGAAUGUGGUUGAAGAUCACCAUCCCCAACGCUUUCAUUGGUUCAGAUGUGGUUGAUUGGCUCCACCGCAACGUGGAAGGUUUCACUGACAGACGUGAGGCCAGGAAGUACGCAGGAAACCUGCUGAAGGGCGGGUACAUCCGGCACACGGUCAGCAAGGUGACGUUCUCUGAGCAGUGCUACUAUGUGUUCGGAGACAUCUGUGCAGAUCUGGGUCUGAUGUCUCUACUGGAUCAAGGGGGAGAGUCAGGCCAGGAACAGUGGCCCCCGUCCCUUCCCCACCAGUCUCCCUUCCUUCACCCCUACAGCUCUCCUCACCCACUCCUCCAGCUGCCAGCCUGGGCAGGAAGUGGAGGAGGAGGAGGAAGUCAACACAGCGAAGGGAGUCGCAGCAGUGAAUCCAACUGCAGUAAUGGCCUGAAGGAUGGAGGAGGAGCAGAAAGACCCAUCCAAUCAGAGCCCUCCCAGCACCUUGGGACUGAGUCCCUCGGUGGCGACAGCGUUCAACAGCCCCUGGCGUCCAUCUCUGGUCUCCACGCCAACGACGAUUCAAAGGACUCGCAGCAGACUCCCCCGCUGUCUCCGGGUCGAGACGUUUCCUCCGGCUCCACACAGUCCCUUCACCUGGCCAUGGGAAACCCUGGUGAUUUCUUUGUGGAUGUCAUGUGACAACCUCAUGACCAUUUAUGUAUUUAUUUACAUAUUUACUUAUUUAUUUAUUUAUUUACUUAUUUGUUUGUUUGUUUGUUCUUUUAUUUAUUUAAUUUGUUUGUUUGUGUCUGCUGUGAUCAGAUGUUUAAAGCUGCUGUUAAAAAUAUGAAACUUUAAUAUCAAGAGUUAAAGUAAAAACAACAAAUUUCAUCAAAAAUCAUAUUUAUUUUAUCACUUCAACAUCAACAAAAUAAACUGUAAACCUAACAUUUUUGUCGAUGGGAGGUACCAGGAGAUAAGGAGGAGGAACCAGAGGAUAAAUAAUUAACCCAGAUGUUGGCGUCCACAACGUCUGUCCCUCUGACGGCCUCAGUGGACAGAGCUACUGUUAUAAUUCUUCUUCACUCGAAGGACGAGGGAUUCGGGAAUAUCUGGUUCUGGUGGGCUGGACCGCCGAUCCACUUUAAUGUGAAAUAGAUAUCUAAUCAAUGCAGAGGAUUGUCACAGCAAUGAGGAAUGGAGAUGAAACAUUGUAUGGACUCAUCUGUGUCAGAAUGAGUCAUGUCUUCUUCACUGGAACACAAAGAUAUUCACGAUUAUUAUUAUUAUUAUUCGUAAGCCGCUUGUUUCUGAUGAAUUAUGAUAAUAAAAAGUCACUGACAAACUUCCUGUGUGGAGUUUAUUUUAAUUAUAUUUUCUAAAUAAAGCUCAGAUCAGAUUGAGUGUCUAUUCAGAAAUAUUGACAAGACCACAAAAUCAAUCCUAUGUCCUUCAUGAUGGAAAUGGAGUGGGAAAAGUAUGAAACCAUUUUAAAAUAUACAAUGCAUUAUGACAGUGUAGUGUAGUAAAACUAUUAUUUUAUUUUGGCAGACAUCGAAGAUGAAAUAAUUGUACUUAAUUUUAAUUUAAUCACUGAAUUUUAUGAAUUGUAGUUUUUCUUUACCCCAGAAUCAGCCUUGAUAAUGUCAGGAGCCGGGUCAGCUCUACAAAGGCUGCCAUUUUACAUCACCAUGUUUUUUGAACAGCCCAUGAAGGACAAACUAAAUAUCUCUUGGGUUUUGAUGCUAACUGAAGGCUACCAAAGUUCUCCAACAGACUUAGAUCAGACAGACAGACAACAUGAAACUUCACCAAUAAAUGUUGCUAUAUUUUACACACUGUGCCUUUAAAGCCGUUUAUAAAGAAAAGCACACAAACAAUUGACAUGUCAUUGUUGCCCUUUUAUUGCUGUUCUUUUUCAUUGCAGUUAUGGAGCUGCUGGUAUGAUGUAAUGCUAUGUACGUAGUCGGCUGAUAUUACUAUUCACCUCACACAACCUACGAUGGAAACGCAAGCCAGGUCAGAGAGAAAAUUUCAGUCCAAACACUGGUAUAACCUGGUAUAAAUGCAGCUAAAGUGAUGGCCCGGGUUAUUGGUGUGAAAGUGACAAUCCGGGUCGUUGAUGUGACAGUGAUGACCCGCAGGACCGGGUUCAACUCAGACAAAUGAGACGAGGAGGCAGGGACGCGUCCCAAUACGCUCAACAGCGGCCUCGGUGUCGGUGAGCAGGCGGAGUAGGAGAGAACUGAACCUGGCGUCAGUCACAGGCACACGGCAGUUAUGCUAUCGAAGACACUGCCCAAAGCCGGGUCACAGACCGGCUACUGCAGCAGGAGGACAACGGGAAUAGGAUGCUGGUGCUUCUGAAUGGGACAUUGCCGAGGACGCGCUCCGUCAGCUGACUGUCUGCUCUGCAGCCGACAUCUUACCCAAGAGAGGGACGGAGACGAAGGAGUCCGGGGCUCACGGUCAAAUGUCGGGGUGGAGCGAUGGUGCGGCCCGUGUGGGUCGACUGAAGCCAAGACGCUGGGCUCCUCUACGGGGACACGAAGGACAGACGUGGUGGACAGGCAGCUGUCUGUCUGUCUGUCCGUCUGUCUGCACUGUAGCGGUAGCGGACUGCCGUCGCGGUAACGUUAGCAGGUGAUGCUAAUGUGAUGACUUUCAGGCAGAUGUCGGUGAUUAAAACCACUUCUCUGUAGAGACAAUCAGCCUGUUAUUUUGUUGGGACACCUGAGCUGCUGGUCUACUAUUACCUUGUUUGAUUUAAACCUUGUGAUUCUUCAAUCAUGACAUCAUCACUGACUGACCAGCACCUGUCAGCUGUGAUUGGGAGCAGUUAUUGCCUACAACCACAAGGGGGAGGUGUUGAUCUUCAGGGUCUGGAGGAAAGUGAGGCAGUGGGUCGACAGCUGUCCCCAACCAGAGUGUCCAUGAGAUGACAGCACGGAGAAUGUCCCAGAACAACAUGGUGUGGCCAUCUGGACAUCAGUGUCAUGAUGUCAUCGAACUAGGAGACAUGUUGCUGACGCUGGAGCUGAGAGGAAGGAGGAUGACCUAUGACACGGUUGUUUGUUCUCGCCUAUGCUGUGAUGGCUUAAAAGAACAUCACGUCAUGUUUGGUUUCUGCUCUCCGAUGAUUCUUCAUCAGGAACGCCUGAACUCUUGUCUCCGUGUACAGGAGUAUUUCCCACCUUCCUGUCUUCCCUCUGUUUUUUAGUGACUUUUUUUUCAAGUGACUGACCGGGGUUGAUCAGCCAGCACACACACUGAGGGUGUGGCAAAACUGUUGGAUAUAAUAAACCAGGAAGAACAGAACAGUCCAUUGUCUGAAUAUUUUAAGAGCCAAUGUUCUCGGCCUCUUAUAAUCAUAUGACUGCGAGAUGUGUGUUCAUGUUCAUAUUUGUCAACUCUUUAGGCCCUUUCUGGCCCAAAUACUGAUCUUGUCAGGACCAGUGGUCCUCAUGGAGACCAAAAGGAGAAGUGUUUUAGUUUAGGGCUAAGAUGUGAAUUGUGGUUGUUUUUUGGUGAAGGUUAGGGAUAAUGCUUUGUUUAGGCUGUCCAAAUGAAUGGGCCAAUUCAGUGUACCAAGGAGAAGAGCUGUGCAAACCUGUGUGUGUUUUCUUGUAUUUGUUGCUUUGUGAGGGCCAAAAAGGAUAUAAAACAUACAGAGAGAGCACAUUCUAGGAAAGUGGAGACAUUUUGGCUGGUCUUUACAUCUUUAGGCUUUUUUGGGGUUUUAAGGGACUUGGGAAUGCAUUAAGUCUAUGGGUGUCCCCACUUUGAGAGUCCUCACUUUGUGUGGGAGAGACCUUUAGUUAAUUAUUACAUUUUAUAAUGACAAUGUAUAUAUUUUUAUUUUGAAGUAAUAAAAUACUGUAUGUUUAAUAUUUCAUGUAAAAAAUAAUCACAGUCCUGUGGGGACCAGUGGCAUAUUCAGGAAUAAACCGUUUGAAGGUCA